UGCCACCUCCCCGAUAAAGCCCGCACACGCUCACACGCUCACACGCCCGCGCGCGCACGCACGUGCACACCGUGGGCCGCGAGCACACGAGCGGGGGCCGGGAGCGCUGGACGCGUUUCAGCGAUGGCUUCUGCGGUCAACAGCAAAAUUCAUGCACCCGGGACUGGCCCGGGCUCCAAAGCUGAUGCCCACGGGCGCGCCUGCGGGAGAAUGGACUGCGACCCCGAGAUGCACGUGAAAAUGUGCAAGAAGAUAGCGCAGCUCACCAAGGUGAUCUACGCCCUGAACACCCGCCAGGACGAGGCCGAGGCCGGCCUGGAGGCGCUGCGGGAGGCCCACCAGGCGGAGCUCCGCCAGGCGGUGGCGGACGCCGAGGCGCGGCUGCUGCAGGAGCAGGGCCGCGCGGGGGAGGAGGCGCUGCGGCAGCGCGUGCAGGCGCUGGAGGGCGCCCUGGAGCUGCAGCGGCGGCUGACGCAGGAGGCGCUGGCGCAGUCGGCCUCGUGCCGCCUGGAGACCAAGGAGCGGGAGCUGCGCGCCGAGGCCGAGCACGCCGAGCGGGUGCUCUCGCUGUCCAAGGAGAUGCUGGAGCUCAAGGCCGACUACGAGAAGCGGCUGCGCCGCCUGAUGAGCCAGGAGGCGCCCCCGUGGGGCCGGCUCCCGCCCGAGGGCCCUGACCCCAAGGCAGAGCCCAGCUCCGGGCCCGAGAUGCGGGAGGUGCUGCUGGAAGUGGAGCGGCUGCGAGGGGAGAACCAGCAGCUGAGCAAGGACUACGCCCGCAAGGCCGAGGAGCUGCGGGCCACCUACGAGCGGGAGAACGAGGCCAUCCGGCAGGCCAUGCAGCAGUCGGUGAGCGAGGCCCUGUGGCAGUGGCAGGAGAAGGAGACCGACCUGCGCAGGAACUUCCAGGUGCAGGAGUCGGCCCUGCAGGCCCAGGUCCGGAAGCUGGAAGGGGACCUGGAGCACCGAGGCCGCAAGAUCAGUGACCUGAAGAAGUACGCCCAGAAGCUGAAGGAAAGGAUCCAGGACCUGGAUGUGCAGCUCAAGGAGGCUCGACAGGAGAACUCGGAGUUGAAAAGCACUGCCAAGAAACUUGGGGAGAAGCUGGCCAUGGCCAAAGACAGACUAAUACUGCAGGAGUGCCACGGGGCACAGAAAACCGAUGACAUGAAGACCGAGCGAAUUUCGGAGAAUGAGGCCUUAGGGAAAGGAAACGACGUGGAAGCCCGCAGUCCCCGUCCUCAGCAGGAUGAGAACCUUCCCACGGAGUGCCCGCGUACGAAAGGAGGCACAGACACGCAGACGGAGAAAGAGGCGGGUGUGGAGACGGAACACCUGAAGCAACAGUACGAACAGGACCUUCGUAAACUCAAACAGCAGACGGAGGAGGAGAAGAAGCAUCUGAAAGAGCAGCUGGUGCGGCGCCUGGAGGACCUGGUGAGGACGCACAAGGCGGAAAUCAAGUCGGUGCGCUCGUCCGCGGAGGCCGACAGGAAGCGGCUGCAGAUGGAAGUAGAAGAACAGUUGGAAGAAGUGAAGAAGAAAUCAGAAAAUGAAAUAAAGCAGCUAGAAGAAGAGAAAGCGGCCCUAAAUGUGAAGCUCCAGGAUUCUCUGCUCCAGGUUUUAAGGCUGGAAGAAUUCAUCCAACAGAAUAAGGGAUGUCCCCGAAGAGGCGAGGACGGGCCCCCGGAACCGAACUACCCGCCCCGCGGCGACUUGGAGACCCAGGCCACCGAAGAGCUCUUGGAAAAGGAAUCCGGCCGCGGCCUCCAGAUCCAGCAGCAGGCACUCCGGGUGGAGGGCCAGGCUGUGGAGGAGAAGGUCCAACAAGAGGUCCAGGGGGAGCAGGCGAGGAUGCAGGCUCAUCAGGCUCUGCUGCUAGAGUCCCUGAGGCAGGAGCUGUGGGAGCAGAAGGCCGCCUGCUCUGAGCACCAGAAGGACUUGGAGGCGUUGCAGGCUGAGCUGAAGGCUCUGGGCAGCUCUGACAGGCGGCAGCCCAUCACCCCGUGUGCAGGGGACAGCGAGGGCCACGCCAACACCACCGAGGGUGGGGGCGGCCCAGGCCCCACAGGCUCCCCGAAGGGCACCGCUGAGCAGACUCCCAGCGAGGGUGGCCUCCUCUGGGAGAACUCCCAGCUCAAGGACACGGUGCGGCAGCUGCAGGCCGAGGUGGAACAGCACCAGCAGGAGGCGCUGCAGCUCCGUGACCAGCACAGGCAGCUGGAGGAGGACCAGCAAGCCCAGCAGGCCCGGGAGGUGGAGAUGCUACGCCAGGAACAUCGGCAGGAGAUGCAGGCUAUGGUGGCCGACUUCAGCAGCGUUCAAGCCCGGCUUCAGGCCCAGCUGGCUGCCCUGGAAACCGAACUGAAGGAUUCCGGAGAGAAGUCCAGGCCGGAGGACGUGCAGCUCAUAGGCCGCCUGCAGACCCGCUUGAAGGAGAGAGAGGAGAUCAUCAAGCAGCUCACGGAGGAGAGGAGAUUUCACUACGCAGCGUUCCCCAGCGCAAUGUCCCACCGGAAUCGGUCCUUCUCUUUCAACCCUCACCCAGGGUAUUUGACCCCUUCCAUGAAGAAAAAGAAGAUGGAGGACGUGCCCAGCCGAGUGGUCAGCGUGCCCAACCUCGCCUCCUACGCAAAGAACUUUCUGAGCGGUGACCUGAGCUCCCGGAUCAACGCCCCGCCAAUCACUAAGUCCCCCAGCUUGGACCCAAGCCCCGGGCCUGGUCGGCCUUACAAGCCCACCCAGUCUCUAGACGUGAAAGCGGCCACCAGGACACAAGAUGGUGAAACAGCCCAACCCAAAGAAGUCCAGCAGAAACAGGGCUCUGCCCACCAGGAAUGGUUCACCAAGUACUUUUCUUUCUAAAGUGAUCCUUGGGACCCAUCACAGAAAGGACAUUUGAAAAAAAAUUUCUUUUAAAACAUCUGAGGGAAUGAACUAAAAAAUCAAUCAACCAAAUAACCUGCUUUGUAAUAUGAUUUGCAUCCAAUAGCUAAACAAAUCUUGGCACUGACAUUUCAUACUGUUCAUUGUGGCACCGGCUCAUUAAAAACCCUUGGCGUCAGGGUAAAAGGAGCCCGUGUUACCCGAAAACAUCAUCGGAAAAUGUGAAUGUUACUGACGGCCUGCCUGUAGUAUUUCGUGUCCAUAGCUUGCGCUCCGCUUUGUGGUUUCCGCGGCCUGCUUUGAAAGGGAUUUCAUUUUCGAGGAUGCAACUCAAAUCCACUUGAAAAGUGUUCCUAUGUAAGUGAUGUAAUUUAAGAUGCACAGCGAACCUCAUUAAGAAGGGGAAUAAAACAAAGUUCCGAACAACCAGGAAAGCCAAUUAAAACACAAAACAAGCAAAUCGAAGCUACUAGGACUGAACAGCCACAGACCUUGACACUUGGAUUUCCUAAUUCUGGACGUGAAGUAGCUAAUAGAGGGGAUAACACCUACCUCAGAAGGGGCCUUUAUGAGGAUUAAGCAACAUAAUAUGGCAAUGAUCCCAAUCACGAAUUCGAAUUAAGCACUGCCAGGAUUUGUGAAUAACUGAGCCCCGCCCCGUCAUACCCCCGUUUCAAUCUGCAAUGCCAAUUGGCCAUUUGUGAAGGUUUCUAGAUUAUCUGUUCUUUCAAGUCAAAUAUCUACUGAACCUCUGGUCUCUGGGUUUGGGCCAUUUGCCUCAUGAUGCAUUGCACCCCCGUUGCAUGGAUGCUUGGUAGGUUAAAGGGGACAGGUAGUGGCCAUCCACGGUGCUGACCUGCUCAGCCCACACUGAACUGUCGGACCCUCUGAAGGAGCAGUGUGAUUUGACAAAACUUAAUACAUCUUUUAAUGGGCAAAAUGUAUUGUCCUCUGGUGCUGGCCCAGCAAGGUGGCCCAUGAACAGUUGUUUAUUCUAGGCACUGUCAAAUCUUUGCUCUUUGAAUAAAACUUUAAACAACUGGGCGAUAAAAAUGGUUAUGACUUGUAUUGAUUUUCCAAAAGAAGGGUGAAAUUUGAUGAAGACUGUACUUAGAAAUGGAAAGUUCACAAUGACCUCAAUCGGAUCAUCUUCAAAUAAAAAGUGGCCUCUUACAUACUUAUGUCCUUUUGAGAGAAAUGCAUUACAUCUCAAAACUCCUAAUUUAAAGCUCCUGAUGACUAGCAAAGCAGGCUUCCCUUCAUUCUGCUGUCCCAUACCUCGGCGUAACACCUGCUGCAGGGACAGGAUUGUACUCAACACUCUGCAUUUGUUUGGACUCCUUUCUUGUUGCAGGGCGUAAUGUCACAGGAGGCCAUAGUGUUCUGCCACCCGUGGGGAGUAUGCCCAAGUUGCUGCUGGACGUGUUGUACACAGAGAAGCUGUUCUUCAGGCGCUCUGCUCUCUCCACACCCAAGGGACUUAUAUUUUUGAUAUUUAUUUUAUAUAUUUAAAUGCCAUUUAACAAAGAAAAAUCAACCAAAAAAAAUGAGUUCGCGUGUCACCUCUGACACGUGUGUCAUAGGUUCACCAUCACUGGGGUUUAGGCCAACAUUUCCUCAGUGACGAAAGGGAGUAGCCAGCCCAAAGUUCAAGAAUAUGGUGGGCAGUAGAGAAAGGGCCAAGGAAGUGGCCAGCCCAAUGCUAACCGACAUACCAAGUGACAGGGUAUGGUUUCAGAUACUGGGCUUUGCAGAUCCACUGAUCUGGGUUCUAACCUUUUUUUCUACGUUCUAGUUCACAAACAUGAGCAAUUCACUAGAUUUAGUUUCCUCAUCUCCGCAGUGGUGUCACAGACUGUUAGUGGCCAGUCUCUUGUCCUCUUUUCCCUUCCUUCAUCAGCUAAUCGUCUCCCCAAAUCCCUGGCGUAACGUGACUUACUCUGGCUGAUGAUCUGAGCAUGUUAUGUGGGACUUGAGUGAAAGCUCCUUAAAAUACGUUCAUCCCUGCUCCCCCCCUUCCUCAUCUUCUUGCAGCCUUGUCCCUGCAGCCACCUGGGACUGAGGGAGCCUGAGGCCUGGUGGUGACGCACAUUUCCAGCCUGUGGGGCUGCUUGUUUUGGAUUCCCUUUUUCAGCCGCCUUUGAACACUAUGGUUCUAACCUACUGCUGCUUUGGGUUUGCUGCUCCCCACAGCCAUGCCCAGCCAGUCCUCACUGAAACCGACUCAGAUACCACCUGCCUCCGGUCGUGGCUCUGAGGAUCAGCCAAGGGUCUGUGAAAUGCCGGCAGCUGGAUGCAUGGGCAUCAACCAGAUUAGAUAAGCACAUGAACCCAGGGCUGUGCCUAGCCUUCUGUAUCUCACACUCGAGUAAACACAGGGGUUCCAUUGUUCUUUUAUUUCUAAAAGGCCUUUGAUAGAAAGCCUUCCAUCAUAUCCCUGCCUGGCCUUCUCAGUCACCCAGAAGGAAUCUAAAUGAUUUCAGUUUCUUUUCACUAGCUGGUAGUUCCACCUUUCUGUACAGGGAUACCUGGAGGAAGACCUUUACUGCCUGGUUUUAACUCUAAUAGCAUGAAUAUGCAUGGCCAUUUCCUUUCCCUGUCUGUAAACCAGUUUAGACACAACUUCAUCUUAGAUGUCAAGUUUUUAAAAUAUUAAAAAUACAGUAGGUCCUCGGGUUACGUCAGAGAUCUGUUCCUACGGCGACGUAACGGGAUUUUUGCCGUAAAUCGGAACCCACCUACAUAAGAACCUACGUCACUCACAUGGAUCACAGACACAGCAGUAAUGAAGGGAAACAGUAAACAAAAUUUAAAAGAUAACAAUUCCUGACCUUUACUUGUGGUAAAUAAGUAAUAAAAAGCAUAAAGCGCAUAUGUACAUAUGUCAAAAUGAUGGAACUUUUUUUAAAUAAAUAAAUGGGAGAUGGCGUAACCAUAAAACAAUGUACGUCGAGUCCGAUGUAACCCAAGGACUGUAACUCCAUAAACAGCUUUUCCUGACAAAUGUCUCAAAGUCUUAAAAAAAAAAAAAAAAGGGCACA
Myotis myotis is the source of this 5924-nucleotide messenger RNA. It is a transcript of the gene FAM184B, whose product is annotated as family with sequence similarity 184 member B. NCBI's taxonomy places the organism in Eukaryota, Metazoa, Chordata, Mammalia, Chiroptera, Vespertilionidae. The transcript has 17 exons. The record is from RefSeq and is a predicted model, not a curated record. Bases 124 to 2862 code for a protein of 912 amino acids.